AUGUCCUCCAAAUCUCUGCCAUCGACAUCCACCCCACUCCCCAUUAACAGCCGUCCAACCCCAUCCCCUUCACACCCGCCACCCUCUUCCUACUCUCCUCAUCGUGAUUUUUCUCUUUCUCUGAUGAGGGCGAAGUAUAUCCAGAACUACCCUCCACUCCAUCUCCAUACUCGUUCAGUCCUCAACGUUCAACGUCAACGUCCACCUCUUCCUCCAUCAACAUUCCUCCCCAGCGAUGGCUCAACCCUUCCCUUCCCUAACCGAAACUUGCCCCCUCUCGCCUCUCAUAUACCCCAACGCCCUCCGCAGACACCCUUCCUUCCCUGGCAUACGUGUGGCCUGCGUUUCUCAGACAGUCGCCAUAUCCCUUUGUUAGCCGUAGGAUCAAAACGUCGACGAGCCUCGGACUUGGCUGGCUUUUGGUGGUAUAUGACGCGGAUGGGAUUGGAGAGUCACCACGUGCAGCCGAUGAUAUUACCCCCUCUCAGAUCUUUUCGAGCUGGGGUGGAUCCGCAAUACGAACGGACCGGAAAACUUUUGAUCCAAGCACUGCGAGGCGACAUUCAGCUUCUUAUUCUUACCCUCCUCAAGUCCGAGCUCGAUGCCAAAGUCGAAAUUUGGAGCUCCUGA
This is a messenger RNA of Laccaria bicolor S238N-H82, 630 nucleotides long. RefSeq lists its product as uncharacterized. Lineage: Eukaryota; Fungi; Basidiomycota; Agaricomycetes; Agaricales; Hydnangiaceae. The transcript has a single exon. The record is from RefSeq and is a predicted model, not a curated record. Bases 1 to 630 code for a protein of 209 amino acids.